Aureobasidium subglaciale EXF-2481 is the source of this 1188-nucleotide messenger RNA. RefSeq lists its product as uncharacterized. The coding region runs from base 1 to 1188 and encodes 395 amino acids. Lineage: Eukaryota; Fungi; Ascomycota; Dothideomycetes; Dothideales; Saccotheciaceae. The record is from RefSeq and is a predicted model, not a curated record. Gene Ontology annotation, molecular function: protein kinase activity; ATP binding. Gene Ontology annotation, cellular component: spindle midzone; spindle pole centrosome; spindle microtubule. The transcript is spliced from 3 exons. Gene Ontology annotation, biological process: mitotic spindle organization; protein phosphorylation; regulation of cytokinesis.
AUGGACGUCCAGUCACUCGAGUCUCGCUUCGAGGGCAUCUCGGUCAACGAUGAAAACCACGACCAGAACUCGCACAAAUCAAAGGGCUCUAUUGCCAUCUCUAGCCUGGGAGCUGCCGCCGCUGCCAACCGAUUAAAGCUUCCGUUGCAGAAGCUGCCCGCCAAUGCCACAAAGAACUCAUUGUACUCGGCCAACGGUGCAAAUACAGCUGCCACCAUCGCAAAAAUUACUCUUCCGUCCCAAGCUGCCCAAAGGUCGUCCGAUUCUGAACCUCGCCGCUCGGAUCCCCAGUCCAUGCUCUCAUCCAUCCCACAACAACCCUCAACACCGAGACAGUUCCACCUGGGCAUGUUUGAAAUCGGCAAGCCCCUCGGCAAGGGCAAAUUCGGCAGAGUGUACCUGGCACGAGAACGCUCUAGUGGCUUCGUCUGCGCGCUCAAGGUCCUUCACAAGACCGAGCUGCAGCAAGGAAAGGUCGAGAAACAAGUCCGAAGAGAGAUUGAGAUUCAGUCCAAUCUUGCCCACCCCAACAUCCUCCGACUCUUUGGCCACUUCCACGACAGCAAGCGCAUCUUCCUCAUUCUCGAGUUUGCUGGCAAAGGCGAGCUUUACAAGCAUCUGCGCCGCGAACAACGAUUCCCCGAAUGGAAGGCUGCUUCGUACGUCGCUCAAAUGUGCGCCGCCCUCAAAUACCUGCAUAAGAAGCAUGUCAUUCACCGAGACAUCAAGCCCGAAAACAUUCUGGUCGGUAUCCAUGGUGAAAUUAAGAUCAGCGACUUUGGCUGGUCGGUACAUGCCCCUAACAACAGGAGAAACACCAUGUGUGGAACUCUCGACUAUCUGCCCCCAGAGAUGCUGAAGCCCGGCAAAGAUGAGAACUGGUACAACGAGAAGGUCGACCUGUGGAGUCUGGGUGUUCUGACCUACGAGUUCUUGGUUGGAGAAGCGCCAUUCGAGGAUACCCCUUCCAUGACACAAAAGCGCAUUGCCCGUGGAGAAAUGACGAUCCCGCCAUUUGUGAGCGCCGAAGCAAAGGACUUGAUCAAGAGGUUGCUUGUUCUAGAUCCGGAAAAGAGAAUCCCAUUGCACGAGGUCGAGCAACAUCCCUGGAUCGUCAAGCAUUGUGUCAAAGGCGAAAGAGCUUAUAACAGAACCUCUGCCAGCAGUAAAGAGCGCCCAAGCGAAUGA